CUCAAAAGGAAUGUGGUUGUGCUUUUGAGUAAACCCGUUUUCCCAGAAUGCAUUGUGGCGCCAUCCCUGGCUACAGGCGGUCAGACGCGGAGGCCUUGCACCCUAAAGCUACACCAAAACUUUAAUACUGCGCAAUUUCAUAUCGCGGCCUUCAUCACUGAAACAAUGGAACUGCCAGGAAGCACUACAAGCAACCACACCCGCAACUCUGCAGGACCAUGGGAUGUCGGUGACAAGGCUCAACUGUGCCGCUUCCUCUGCUAUGGUUCACAGGGAGACAUGUACACUGCCAGAGAGAACAGCCCUGUCAGUAUGGAGAACACUGCAGCCCUACUCUCUUUGCUUCAGGAGGGCCGAGGGGCUGAGGUGGUGGAGGAGAUAAAGAGGUUUGUUCUAGAUGGAAGAGCUGUAAGACUGAACCCCGCUUUUUUCGCUUUGGCUUUGUGCUCCCAGCACUCGGAACUGAAGACCAGACAAGAAGCAUUCAAAGCCCUAAAGGAAGUGUGUCGGGAGCCGGCACAACUGUUUUUAUUCAUUCAGUUCAAAAAAGAGCUAAGAGAGGGUAUGAAAUGUGGAAUAUGGGGUCGUGCCCUACGAAAGGCGGUGUCUGACUGGUACAAUGAGCAAGAUGCCAUGAGUCUAGCUGCAGCUGUGACCAGAUGUAAACAGAGGGAGGGCUGGUCACACAAGGACCUGCUUCGACUCGCUCACACCAAACCAGCCACAGAUGCUGUUGCCUUGAUCAGCAAAUAUGUAACAAAAGGGUGGAAGGAGGUCCAGAUUGCUUAUUCAGACAAGGAAAACUCUGACGAAGUUGUCAAAGUGCUUUCGUAUCUUGAAGUGGUGGAAAAGGUCAAACACAGCUGUGACGAAACGGAGGUUAGCAAUUUAAUAGAAGAACACAAACUAGAGCGGGAGCAGCUGCUUACAAAUCAUCUGAAGUCCAAACUGGUAUGGCGAGCAUUGUUGAAGGAUAUGCCUCUUCAUUCGGUUCUAAAAAUCCUGGGAAAACUAACGUCAAACAAACUUCUUGAACCAGGAAGCUCAGAAACACAGAUCAUAUGUGACAGACUUCAGAGCGAGUCGGCUCUAAAGAAGGCCAAGAUCCACCCGUUCAACAUUCUCCUGGCUUCAGAAAACUACAAGAGAGGUCAAGGUUUUCAGGGUAAAACAAAGUGGGAAGCAGACAGUAGCAUCCUCAAAGCCUUGGACUCAGCCUUUUAUAAAAGCUUUGUGAAUGUGGAGCCUGUAGGGAAACACUUUGUCGUGGCAGUCGAUGUGAGCACGUCGCUGAGCAGCAUUGUCCCGGGAACAGCACUCAGCACUGCUGUAGCUGCUGCAGCCAUAACCAUGAUUUUUGCUCAGACUGAGGGAAACACUGAUGUGCUGGCCUUCUCGGAGGGACGAGUGGUUCCCUGCUCGCUUUCUGCCAGUAUGACUCUUGCAGAAGUUACUGCAGAAGUGCUUAAGCUCCCGAACAGCAGUACUGACUGCACCCUUCCCGUCACAUGGGCCACAGAAAAUGGGAAAUCUGUUGACGUCUUUAUCAUUCUGACGAAUAACCCGCUGUGGAGCUUCAGUGCAGGCCCGGUGGAGACUCUAAAGAAACACAGAUGUGCAUCGGGUGCUGAUUCGAAGCUGGUGAUGUGUGGCCUAACUUCUAUUGGACAUGCCAUUGCAGACACUGAGGACAGAGGUUUACUCAACAUCUCUGGCUUUGACCUCGGAGCUUUUAAUGUUAUUCGAAGUCUUGCCCAGGAUCUGAUUUGAUUAAGCAGCGGGACCAUCUCGGAGUCGUGUCAGGAGAGUGCAUAAUGAAGACACAAAGUGGAUCAACAAGGAGUCCUAAAAAAUCCAAAAUAUCCUCACAUUUACAAUUCCAGGUUCUGCUUUUCUAUAACGCCACUUAUAAAACAAGUGACACGGUGUCCAGCAGGCUGGACAACUCUGUGGAAAGGUUGUGUGCACGUCUUCUGUGGAAUUCAAGAAGCCACAACGACAACAGGGUAUGUUGAGUCUGGACGACAGGCGGCCGGAUGUUUGCGAUGGUUCUUAGUAAGAUUCUAAUACCGUUUAUUCUCAGCAAGAAGACCGCAGAUUAAAGAAACAAGUCUGAAUGUUGGAGGUUUGGUGAGGCUGAAGGUUUGUCGUGAUGGUCUCCUGUAGUUUCCUCUAGGUAGUUACUGUAUGAUUUAGCAGGUUGGAGGUAAAGUUUAGAUGAAGUUUAAGCCUGAAUGUUGGUCCUCUUUGAUAAAGUAGCAUUAUAAACGAUUAAUGUAUCUACGAAAGAAUUGAAUGAAACAAAAUGCCAAAAGUUAACAGGAUACUAUGCAAUUCUGUUAAAUUCCUUGAUUUCUUUGAUAAAAAGUUUGUUUUUGUGUUUAAAUACUAACACUAAGUCCUGAUGCAUGCUCAAUA
Nematolebias whitei (Rio pearlfish) is the source of this 2418-nucleotide messenger RNA. It is a transcript of the gene ro60, whose product is annotated as Ro60, Y RNA binding protein. The record is from RefSeq and is a predicted model, not a curated record. Gene Ontology annotation, molecular function: RNA binding. Gene Ontology annotation, cellular component: ribonucleoprotein complex. The annotation marks the transcript as partial. NCBI's taxonomy places the organism in Eukaryota, Metazoa, Chordata, Actinopteri, Cyprinodontiformes, Rivulidae. The transcript has 9 exons.